AUGAUAGAAAGUGACAUUACAUCCAUGAUGUCAGGAAUCAUUAGAAAUUCAGAGCAAAAUCAUCACCCCUCACCGCAGGAAUACAGACUCUUGGCUUCUGCCCCAUCCCAGUUGAGUGAAGACCUUCCAAGCGACUUGCAGUCCUUGUCAUGGCUGACCUCUGUUGAUGUUCCUCGCUUACAACAGAUGGCUAGUGGAAGAAUGGACUUCAGCAUCAGCUCUCAGGAGUCAAUGCUGCAGCAGACAGGUCCUGUGCCAGGUAAUAUGCAUUCAACAGGUGCUCCGGGAGCAAUGAUUCAGGUGCAGGCCAGUCUGCCACAGGGAAUUGUGGGACUGAAUACUAUUACAUCGCAUGGAGCAAACAUGAGCCAGUACACAGUCGGAGGGCAGCCAUCUCCUAGUUUACAGUCCCAGCACCCGCUUUUCCCUGCUCCUCAUUCACAGCAAGGGUUUGCCAUCGCACAGAAUGCGCAACAGUGUAACCCAGCUGCAAUAUACAAUGCAUCCUAUGGACCCCAUCCUCAAUAUUCUCAACCUCGCCUUGCCCCUCACACUGCUCAGGAAGUCCAUCCCAAACAUUAUCCCAAGCCAAUCUACUCCUACAGCUGCUUGAUUGCAAUGGCAUUAAAGAACAGUAAAACGGGCAGCCUCCCAGUGAGUGAGAUCUACAGCUUCAUGAAGGAGCACUUCCCCUACUUCAAGACAGCUCCCGAUGGUUGGAAGAACUCUGUGCGCCAUAAUCUCUCCCUGAACAAGUGCUUUGAGAAAGUGGAGAAUAAAAUGAGUGGCACCUCACGCAAAGGCUGCCUGUGGGCCCUCAACCCUGCCAAGAUUGACAAGAUGGAAGAAGAGAUGCAGAAAUGGAAGAGGAAGGACUUGGCCGCUAUUCACAGGAGCAUGGCCAAUCCAGAGGAAUUAGACAAACUAAUCACCGACAGACCUGAGAACUGCAGGCGGCCUAGUAAACAGGCAGAAUCCGAAGUGUCCACACUGACCCACAUGACCGCAGCCCAAGGCCGAAUCUCCAUCUCCAAGCUGCAGCCCCAGCCCAUGACUCUCUCUCUGCAGUCCAUACCACUGCAUCACCAGAUCCAGACCCAGGCUCGCAUAGCCCCGGACUCACCGGCACCUGCCCAGACGCCUCCUCUCCAUACUCUGCCUGACAUGAGCCAGAGUCCCCUUCCUCACCACCCAAUGAGCCGUGCACCCGCAGACUUCCUGAAUGUGACGGCAGAUAUGAACACCGAAGUGGAUGCUCUUGAUCCAAGCAUCAUGGAUUUCGCACUACAAGGAAAUAUAUGGGAAGAAAUGAAAGACGACAGCUUCAAUCUAGAUACCUUAGGUGCCUUCAGCAACUCCCCUCUCCAGCUCUCAGACUGUGACCUGGGCACGGCUGGCCUCACCCCCGUCUCGAGUGGUAGUGAUUAUUCCUUCUCAGACUUACAGGUCACAGGCCUCUACACUACUUACGCCACGCUGGAUAACGUAGCCUCAUCCCAGUACAUGAAUGGUCAAGGCAACAAGCCCAUUGCUCUGCUUUAA
Messenger RNA from Emys orbicularis (European pond turtle), 1542 nucleotides. RefSeq names its product forkhead box N4 (gene FOXN4). The transcript is spliced from 9 exons. Lineage: Eukaryota; Metazoa; Chordata; Testudines; Emydidae. Gene Ontology annotation, biological process: regulation of transcription by RNA polymerase II. The coding region runs from base 1 to 1542 and encodes 513 amino acids. The record is from RefSeq and is a predicted model, not a curated record. Gene Ontology annotation, molecular function: transcription cis-regulatory region binding; DNA-binding transcription factor activity, RNA polymerase II-specific.